Messenger RNA from Pelodiscus sinensis (Chinese soft-shelled turtle), 4521 nucleotides. RefSeq names its product protein tyrosine phosphatase non-receptor type 22 (gene PTPN22). NCBI's taxonomy places the organism in Eukaryota, Metazoa, Chordata, Testudines, Trionychidae. Gene Ontology annotation, molecular function: non-membrane spanning protein tyrosine phosphatase activity. Gene Ontology annotation, biological process: T cell receptor signaling pathway; negative regulation of T cell activation; protein dephosphorylation. Gene Ontology annotation, cellular component: nucleus; cytoplasm. The record is from RefSeq and is a predicted model, not a curated record.
UUUGCUCCAAAUACAGGAAAUACUUUACACUUCUGUUUUCAGCCAAACUGUCCGUAUUGAAAUGGUGGAUUAAACAUCCAUUUUCUGGGAUGGAAGCUCUGAGAACUGUCACAUAAAUAACCUGUAUUCCAGGACCUGCACAAUCUCAUAGUGAGUGGCCUCCGUGGACAGUUACUUUCCAAAGUUCAUUCCAGGCCAUAUGAAAACUCAGGGACUUCUGAGGAUUUCAGGGUUUCCUGGAGGACUCUGGGCCUGAGGCACGACUAAUGUCUUUCAGAAGCUAUCUUCCUGGAAAGAGGCUUGUCAAAGUCUUCCACUCAGAUGGCUGUCUGUCAGCAUAGGAACAUUUCUGGUGAGACUCAGAACUAUAUAUAAUGCUGGUGAAUGUGGCCAGUCUUGCCCUGGUUUGUACUGCUGAUGGAAUGCCUUUUUUCCCUAUCUGUGGGGAUAUGGUGAAGUGUGAUUGCAUAGAUAAGCUUAGUGAGACCACCCAGCCUCCCUUAUCUAUAAAGAAAUGAGCAGUUGUUCACACUCUAAAAAGGAGGCACUAGGGCCCUGAGUCUCUCUCCCUCUUUCUCUAUUUUUUUUUUUUUUGUUUUUGGCCACACGGGUUGUUACGCACUAAUUUCCUUUAAGACCUGCAAUGAAGUCAGUAAACCACAGCCUUCGGCAGGCGCUCUCCAUGCUGGUGCUUUCCGCUAUGACAUGCACUUGACAUGUCCAUCCUCCGCUUGGCCGUACCAGUUUUUCCCUAUCUCACAACAUGGACCAAAAAGAGAUUCUGCUGCAGAACCUGCACAGGGCCCAAAGCAGGAAACUUAACAGAGAGGAGUUUGCAAAUGAGUUUUUGAAGCUGAAAAUGCAGUCGACAAAAUACAGAUCAGACAGAAUAUACCCAACUGCAGAGUCUGAGCGUCCAGAAAACAUCAAGAAAAAUCGCUACAAGGACAUUUUACCAUUUGAUCACAGCAGAGUGGAGCUCUCUCUCAUCACAUCAGAUAAAGAUUCUCAUUACAUAAAUGCCAACUUCAUCAAGGGGGUAUAUGGGCCAAGGGCUUAUAUAGCAACCCAGGGUCCUCUCUCCACCACUGUUCUUGACUUCUGGAGGAUGAUUUGGGAAUAUGAAGUCCUGAUUGUGGUUAUGGCCUGUAUGGAGUUUGAAAUGGGGAAGAAAAAGUGUGAGCGGUACUGGGUUGAGGUGGGUGACUCCCCACUACAAUGCGGUCCUUUCACCAUCGCUUGUGAAUUGGAGGAAAAGAAAAAUGAGUAUGUGAUUCGGACUCUAAAGGUGACACUGAACAACAUAAUUCGCACUAUUUAUCAUUUCCAUUAUAAAAACUGGCCAGAUCAUGAUGUACCUUCCUCCAUCAGUCCUAUCCUUGAGCUUAUCUGGGAUAUGCGCUGCUAUCAGGCAGAUGACGACAUCCCCAUAUGUAUUCACUGCAGUGCUGGCUGUGGGAGAACAGGCGUUAUUUGUGCCAUUGACUAUACCUGGAAGCUACUGAAGGAUGGGAUUGUUCCAGAGAACUUCAGUAUUUUUAGUCUGAUCCAGGAAAUGCGCACACAAAGGCCAUCAACAGUGCAAACCAAGGAACAGUACGAGUUGGUCUAUGAUGCUGUGAUUGAACUCUUUAAAAGACAGAUUGAAGUGCUCACUGACCAGGUAGACUCUACUACCACAGAGAUUCGAACAAACCAUCCAAAGCUCCAGCCACUUCUGACCUCACUAGAAGAAACUUACUCUUUGAGUCUACCAAGCUGCUCAGCACAAGAGGAACAGGAACUUCACCCACAUUCUGAUUGCACGGUACAAGGGGAAAUGUCACCACUGGCUGAUGCAUCAGACUAUAGGACCUCAACAAUGCAUGGCAACUAUUGGCACAGUGUUCCUCAUGUUAGACAAGCCCUGUCUUCUGGGGCCCUGAACUUCAGUAGCAGCAAAAACGUAGCUGCUGCUGUGAAAUGGGACACACUGCUGGCAGGGGAACCGCUCCAAAAACAUCACAGCUUAGACUUGAACAGAAUUUUUUCCGACGAGUUUCCUGUGAGCUUGAAAUCUACAGCUGCAUCUAGUGUCAAGGCCCCAUUAAUACAAACCAAAUCAAGUCCCUUGGAGUUAAUGCAGCAGAGAGAUGUCCCGGAACUGGAUGGAGAGGAUGCAGUAACCUCUUUGGGACCCCAACUACCAAGCUCCUGCUAUUCUGUGGGCUCUGAGGUUAAGAAACAGACAGGCUUUUCUUCUGUUGAACUGAACCAUUCAAGCAGACUAAUAGAUGUUCCCCUGCGGCACCUGAGCAGUAGCCCACAUCCUUCCUCAUAUUGUUUCUCGGCAGAAGACCCUUACUUUUCUUCACUCUCUUCAGAUGAUCCAGGGUCCCCGAUGUUUACUGACUGCUUUUCGCAAUUGCAUGAAACAGUUUCCCCUCCAGUGUCAACUCCUCUGUCCCAGCAUAUUCACUCACAGGACGGCAAGCAGACAUCCCCACAGAUUUCUCCAGGCCCAGAUGAUGAUGUUCCUCCUCCUCUGCCUGAGCGAACCCCAGAAUCCUUUAUUGUGGCCAAUGAAACUGGUCAAUGUUCACUGGCAACUUUAAACCACCAACCUGAACCAAGAAAUGUAAACAUUGGAACCUCUUUAGAAUGGAGUGGGGUGUCUCAGCCAAAGAUAUUCGAUGACUCAGUUAGACUGAGGACAAGUAAGAGUGUGAAGGUCCGGAGCACCAAAUCAGAGAAACACCGGGAUCGCUCUUCAACCCCUCCUCCACUUCCUGAAAGAACCCCUGAGUCAUUCUUUCUUGCUGAUGAGGAAAGUCUGCAGCCUAUUGAGAGGAAUUCCCCUAGGAACUCUGGGAACUCAGGAAAUAAAGCUUCUGAAGAGUCAUCAAAAGAGCCUGUGAAAUGCUUCAGGAGGAGUAAAAGCUUGAAAAUUUUACGAAACGUGAAAAAAAGUAUCUGUAGCCCAUCUUCACUGGCAAAACCACCAGAAUCUGUCCAGUCAAACUCCUCCAACUCUUUCCUGAGCUUCGGCUUUACGAAUCGAUUUUUGAAGCCUAAAGGACCAAGAAAUCCUCCACCAACUUGGAAUAUUUAAUUCAGUUUCACAGAUGCAUAUGGUUCCAAAUACUGCAGAUUUGCCAUAUCCCUCUGACAUGCCGCACAUGUUCUUCACAACAUAAUUACUGUCAGAACAUUAGCAAUAAAAUUUUAUCUUUGUUAUAUAAAGUCAUAGAGCAUAGCAUACAAACUCCUCCAUGUGGUUUUAGUAUAACAAGGGAUGUACAACUGCACAUCAGCUGCUUGACCCUUCCAGUUAAUGUAAUUAAAAACAUAUUGGGGCAAUUUUGUUUACUGUUUCUGAAAAUAGAAUAAUUUUUUGGAGAAUUACAAUUUACUAUAUGACAACAGACCUGAUUCUCCUAUUAUGGUAGUAAGUCCCAAUUAAGUUAAUCAAGUGGCACCACUACAAAAUGAUGGUCUGGAUUCUCCCAUCACUUAAGCACAUGCAUAACUUUACUCAUAGUCUUAUACAGCUAGUCAUAAUUAAAAUAGUUAUCUCCAAAGUGUGAAUGCCUCAGAAGCAAAUUGUAUCCCUUUGUUCUGUACCUUUGCAUUUGUCAUAGGGUUGAGCUUGCCUUUUAUCAGCUCAAAAGGUAUGCUACAUCCAUAGGCAGUUUAGAUGUAAAUGGUUUCAUACAAGGGAACUCCCAAGUACUGUGAAUUGAUUGCCAUUUAAGAUUAUCUUAUGUUUUGGGCAAACAUGGAGGAGAGGGGAGCAAAAAAGACUGCAAGAUCUUUUCGUGCUCUUCUUCUUUUGGGACAGCUGGGGCCUGCUCAACUCCCAUGUAAAGUAGAGCAGCCUUGUAAGACAAAAUUAAAAAGUAUCUGGUAUCAAAUCAGGCAAAUUACAUUGAAAGCUAGCCUUUUAAUUUUUAAAAUAUUGACAAGGUAAUAACUAGAAGUCAGACAUGAAAUCUCAGUGAAUGGAAUAAUGAACGUGAAAUAUUUUAUGUGUAUGAAAGAUGCUAUACAAAAUAAAGUUUAUUUAUCUAGCAUGCCAGUUUUUCUAGACUUUUUUAUAAGUUCAAAGAGCACUUGAAUAUAAUAUAUGCUUAUCUUUAGAGUAUCUUGACCCAUUUUUCACAAAUAUCAAGUAAAAAUAAAGUAUAAUUUCAUGUUCACUGAAGUGUCAAUAGCUAGAUUCCCAUUACUAGUAUUAAAGUCAAACAGAUAGGGAGUACCAUCCACAUAAAAGCAAAAAUGUGAGUAACCAAAUACAUUAAGGGCUUAUGGGAAAAGCGACGAGGAGUCCUGUGGCACCUUACAGACUAACAGAUUUAUUGGAGCAUAAGCUUUCGUGGGCAAAGACCCACUUCGUCAGAUGCAUGUGGUGGAAAUUCCAGGGUGCAUGGAUGCAUGUGGUGGAAAUUACCAAAUAAGAAUAAGAGUUCCUCAGGAAAAGGGCUUUUUUCCGGAGGAUCGGGGCCAGUGUAGACGCUCUUUUCCGGCUUUUCUAAAAGCUGG